UGCUUUUUUCUUCUGUCUGAAAAACGAAACGACACCUUUUCGUCACAGCAGCUGAAGAAAAUUUUCCUUCCCGGACGAGACGGUUCUUGUUUGGCGCAGCAAAAGUGAACUAAUAUCGUACUUUUACUAGAGUGGCACUUCCGACGAUGGCAGCGCUAUUGAAACUGUCCCAGAGCGUCCGGGUCGCGAGCCGGGGAACGCAGCUCUUCCAGCGUCUGAAAUCAUCGAACGCUGCCGAUUUCAAGGCAGCCCUGGUGAAUGUCCCCCCGACUGAGGUGACCACCCUGGACAGUGGUCUGCGUGUGGCAAGCGAAGAUUCCGGAUCGCAAACUGCAACCGUGGGUUUGUGGAUUGAUGCCGGAUCCCGGUACGAGGAUGCCCGGAACAAUGGCGUUGCUCACUUCCUGGAGCAUAUGGCUUUCAAGGGGACCGCCAAACGAUCCCAAACCGAUCUGGAGCUGGAGGUCGAGAAUAUGGGAGCCCAUCUGAAUGCCUACACGUCCCGGGAACAGACCGUGUUCUACGCCAAGUGUCUGUCCAAGGAUGUCCCGAAGGCAGUCGAAAUCCUUUCGGAUAUCAUCCAGAACUCGAAACUGGGAGAGUCGGAAAUCGAACGAGAACGUGGUGUUAUCCUGCGGGAGAUGCAAGAAGUCGAAAGUAACCUGCAGGAGGUUGUGUUCGAUCAUUUGCAUGCCACCGCCUAUCAGGGUACCCCACUGGGAAACACCAUCCUUGGCCCGACCAAGAACAUCCAGUCGAUCGGCAAAUCGGAUCUGCAGGCCUACAUCGAUACCCACUACAAGGCCCCGCGCAUUGUGCUGGCCGGUUCCGGAGGCGUGAAGCACAAGGACCUGGUCCAGCUGGCCCAAUCCAAUUUGGGCAAAAUCGGUAGCACCUUCGACGGCAAGGCUCCGGUUGUUGAGCCGUGCCGUUUCACCGGUUCCGAGGUUCGCGUCCGGGACGAUUCCCUACCGCUGGCCCACGUUGCCAUUGCCGUCGAGGGCUGUGGCUGGACCGACCAGGACAACGUACCGCUGAUGGUGGCCAACACCCUGAUCGGAGCCUGGGAUCGCUCGCAGGGCGGUGGUGCCAACAACGCCUCGAAGCUGGCGGCGGCCGCGGCCGAGGACAACCUCUGCCACAGCUUCCAGUCGUUCAACACCUGCUACAAGGACACCGGCCUGUGGGGCAUCUACUUCGUGUGCGAUCCGCUUAAGUGCGAGGACAUGGUGUUCAAUCUGCAGAACGAGUGGAUGCGCCUGUGCACCAUGGUCACCGAAAGCGAGGUCGAGCGGGCCAAGAACCUGCUUAAGACCAACAUGCUGCUGCAGCUGGACGGAACCACCCCCAUUUGCGAGGAUAUCGGCCGCCAGAUGCUGUGCUACAACCGCCGCAUCCCACUGCACGAGCUGGAAAAGCGAAUUGAGAAUGUGAGCGCCCAGAACGUACGGGACGUCGCGAUGAAGUACAUUUUCGACCGUUGCCCGGCCAUCGCCGCCGUCGGACCGAUCGAGAACCUGCCCGACUACAUGCGCAUCCGUGGUUCCAUGUACUGGAUGAGGGUAUAAGCGCUUCUCUGCCGUUGAAAAACAAAACAUAUUACUAUUGUGUAGAUUAGUUACUGAAAACGAUCCGAUGAAAGAUAACAGCAAAACAUGGGUGGGAAAAUUAGUUUGGUACUGCUUCUGAAGAGCGAGAUUCUUACCCGCUAACGCGGAUAACGAAUUUUUCACAAGUUGUAAAACAAGAAGAACCGUGCAGCAGUUAUGUAAUAGUUGCUCUGAACGUAAAUAUCCAAUAAAAACUACCCUUCAACACAA
Messenger RNA from Uranotaenia lowii, 1820 nucleotides. It is a transcript of the gene UQCR-C1, whose product is annotated as mitochondrial-processing peptidase subunit beta. Bases 147 to 1568 code for a protein of 473 amino acids. The transcript is spliced from 4 exons. Gene Ontology annotation, cellular component: mitochondrion. Gene Ontology annotation, molecular function: metal ion binding; metalloendopeptidase activity. NCBI's taxonomy places the organism in Eukaryota, Metazoa, Arthropoda, Insecta, Diptera, Culicidae. The record is from RefSeq and is a predicted model, not a curated record.